GGGUAGCCCUGAAGAGCAGCAAAUCAGAACCGUUCAUGUGCCAUCAUGCAGCCAAGCGUUGAGAAAGAAGUGAGCACGUCGCACCAUGAGAUGGGGCAUCCAUCAAAGUCAGGGCAGAUCUGAAGUCCGCCUACCCACUUGCCAGACUGGAUCUUACCCUCACCGUAAGGGUUGGAUGACUGCGCAAAAAUCAGGAGGGAAGGGAAACACAUACACGGGAGUUGAUGCAGUUCAACAAGGCUGAAAAGUUUGAGGCAGGAAAUUCGUCAUGAUCGGAUAAGAACUACGCAAACAUCACGAUUGAGCUUGUCAUAACAAGGGGAGAAAAUCGAGAAAUAACCAGGGAUAUAAAAAACAAUGCAGCGAGAAACGCAAAUUGAAGAUUCACGCGAGAAAUUCUGUAUCAGGAGAGAGCACAGGUGAGGUAAGUAUGAGACAUUAAAAUCAUGUGCAGUGGGAGUAAGACACAGAGAUAAGGAUAAGCAAGGAGAAUAGACGAGCCAAAACAAUCGGAAGCAAGGAGGAGUGGGAGUUCUGAGAACAACGAGAAGGGCGCGGGGGACGACAUGGUGCAAGGGUUUCAUGAAACCGAUGUAGGUCAUAACGCGAUGAAGGGUAAGUGAUAACAGGAAGAGGAAGGGUGUAUAACAACAAGCAUGCAGGAGAGGGGAGCAGCAGGUAGCAGGUGUGAGGUCGUGUAGAAGAAUCGAGCAUGGACUACCAGCUUGGAGAACAUCAUGGCGACUCU
Messenger RNA from Guillardia theta CCMP2712, 748 nucleotides. RefSeq lists its product as hypothetical. The transcript has a single exon. The record is from RefSeq and is a predicted model, not a curated record. Bases 86 to 244 code for a protein of 52 amino acids. NCBI's taxonomy places the organism in Eukaryota, Cryptophyceae, Pyrenomonadales, Geminigeraceae.